Molecule: messenger RNA, 1024 nt
Organism: Dimorphilus gyrociliatus
Lineage: Eukaryota; Metazoa; Annelida; Polychaeta; Dinophilidae
Source: the annotation of a GenBank genome assembly
UAUGCCGCUCUCAUUGGUUAAUCAACUUCUUGGUUAUUGGCCUUUUGGCACCGUUAUGUGCGAUCUAUGGUUGGCCACGGAUGUUCUUUUUAGCACUGCAUCCAUCCUCAAUCUUGUUUUGAUAUCUCUUGACAGAUAUUGGUCAAUAACCAAACCAAUGACUUACGUGAGACAGCGAACGAAAAAGCGAGUGUUGGUAAUGAUAACAGCUGUGUGGGCUUCAUCAAUGGUAAUUUGUUUUCCACCACUAGCCGGAUGGAAAAGGCCACAACGAGUGACAAAAUAUGGACAAGAAUGUUCUUUAACACAAGAUAUUGGAUAUAUCCUUUAUUCAACAUUAGGAUCAUUCUACAUACCAUUAAUUGUAAUGAUUAUUGUAUAUUUUAAAAUAUACCUUGCUGCCCGUGCUAGAGCAAGGCGAGCACUGAAAAAAAAGAAACAACAGCAGCGACAGUCUACACAAAUUACAAAAAUUGAAUUAAAACUAAAAAAUGACGAAAUGAGACUUCAGGUGCCUCCAGUUUCAACAGAUUUGUCGUCACCUUCGGCCAAUGAUAGUGAGGCGCGAGAAGUAAUAAAAAUGGUUUCAAGUAAUUAUUCUCAUGAAAGUAGUAAAUUAUUAGUUUCGGAUUCAGAUAGUGCUUGUGAUUCACCAGGAAUAAAUAAAAUUGUUUCGAUAAAUCCAAGUCAACAUCCUAUUUCAGAAGAGAGUGACUUACCCGUUAAACAAAAUUCUAAAACGCUUUUGGAAAAAAACUCUAUAUGUGUUGAUUUAGACGAAUUAUCAACUGAAUCCAUUACUAAAAAGAAUGAAAAAAAUGAAUCUUCAUUGAACAAAAUUAAAACUGUAUUUAGGAAAAAGAAAGAAAAGAAAAAAAUAAAUGAUGAUGAAGUCGUAAGAAAUUUUAUUGAUGAUCCUGAAAAAGCCAAAAAAAAACUAGCCAGAGCAAGAGAGCGCAGAGCCAUUGUUGUUUUAGGAAUAUUACUACUAUUGAAAGCUCCCAACAAAAAAGUGGAUAUUUAG